Molecule: messenger RNA, 1017 nt
Organism: Suillus clintonianus
Lineage: Eukaryota; Fungi; Basidiomycota; Agaricomycetes; Boletales; Suillaceae
Exons: 1
Molecular function (GO): nucleic acid binding; RNA-DNA hybrid ribonuclease activity
Source: RefSeq, a predicted model, not a curated record
AUCGAGACCCUCGAUCCAGUCCGCCGAUCCCCAUCCAGCUCCAACUCGUUCAAAACCCGAAUAGCCGCGUCCAAGGAAGAAGCGCUCGAAGAGGUCACUCACCUUUCAGACGACAUCCAGGUAUACUGCGAUGGAUCAGGGCAUCAAGGCAACAUCGGGGCGGCGGCAAUCCUCUUUCGAGCAGGACGCCGCCUGCGCACCCUGAGAUACUACCUAGGUUCAGAAGAUGAGCACACCGUUUUUGAGGCGGAGGCAGUAGGCCUCACAUUAGCAGCGGAACUAUUGGCGACUGAAGAUGACUUGACCUUCCCCAUCUCCAUACUAGUCGACAAUCAAGCCACCAUACAAUCCGGUGAACACUUCUACUCUAGACCUGGAUCAUACUUAAUAGACCGUUUUUGCCACAGAAUGGAAGACAUCGCUAGAGAGUACCGCGAGUUCAACGUCAUGGUUCGUUGGGUGCCAGGGCAUUCAGAAGUACAUGGAAAUGAGCAAGUAGACGCACAGGCGAAGAGAGCGGCCGAAGGAAGACACAACAACAGCCCAGUGGGGUCCCUUCCCAAUUACCUGCGGCUAGGAACUCUUCCACUGAGCGUGUCAGCGCUCAAGGCCGCACACAGCAAACUCACGCAAGCUCGCUGGGAGAGAAUCUGGCGUAGAUCACCCCGCUACACACACAUGAACCGCAUAGACCCCAAGCUUCUCCAACGUUCAUUUGUCAAACUCUCCGCGCAAUUCCCCAAACGCCUCACGAGCUUAUAUAUGGCCCUACGCUCACAACAUGCCCCGCUCAAUCAUCAUCUACACCGUAUCGGAAAGUCCCUCUCCCCGCACUGUCCGCACUGUCCAGGCAUCAAAGAGACAGUCCCCCAUUUCCUUAUCGACUGCACGCGUUACCGCCCUGAACGACACAAUCUGAUAUGCGCAUUGGGGCGCAAGGCCACCUCCCUCCCUUUCCUCCUCACCAGUCCAGAAGCCACUCCGCAUCUCGUACGCUAUGUCAACUCGACAGGGAGA